AUGGCCCCUCCAUUCUUUUCAGGAAUCUCUAAAGAUAUCAACGGUUUGUUGAAUAAUGAUUUUUACCAUAGCCAAGUAGCUCAAGUCGAGGUCUCUACUACAGCUUCCAAUGGUGUGAAAUUCAAUGUCAAGGCUAAACAACCAGCCAAAGAUGCUCCAUUGAACGCCUCGAUUGAAUCUAAGUUUUUCGACAAGGCUUCUGGUUUGAAUUUGACUCAAUCUUGGUCCAACAGUAAUAACUUAACCACAAAAUUGGAAUUGGCCGAAUUGACUCCAGGUUUGAAGACUGAGUUGCAAACUUCUUUGAUUCCAAAUAUCUCCAAGAACGCCAAAUUGAACUUGUCGUUUGUUCAACAAUAUUUUGCUGCCAAAGGUUCUUUUGAUCUAUUGAAAUCUCCUGUCUUUGUAGGUGAUUUGACUGUUGCUCAUGAUGGUAUUGUGGCUGGUGCAGAAUUCGGGUACGAUAUCUCUCAAGGUAAUUUGUCUCGUUAUGCCUUGGCUUUAGGUUACAAUUCCAAGGAAUACACUUUGACUUGUUCUACCAAUAACAAGAAUUUGACUUCUGUUUCUUUCUUCCAAAAAGUUUCUCCAAUUUUACAAGUCGGUGCUAAGGCCACUACUUCUUCCAAUCCAGCCCCAGCUGCUUCUGGUUCUACUGCUUCUUCUUCAAACCAAUCUGUUAAUAUCGAAUUUGCCACCAAGUAUAACCCAGAUACAACUUCUCAAAUUAAGGCUAAAUUGAACGAUAACGGUGCUUUGGCUUUAUCAUACAAACAAACUUUGCAAAAGGGUAUUAGUUUGGGUUUCGGUACUUCCUUCAACGUCUUGAAAUUGAGUGAACCUGUACAUCAAUUGGGUGUCUCUUUAUCUUUCACUUCUUAG
Messenger RNA from Henningerozyma blattae CBS 6284, 882 nucleotides. It is a transcript of the gene POR1, whose product is annotated as porin POR1. The record is from RefSeq and is a predicted model, not a curated record. Lineage: Eukaryota; Fungi; Ascomycota; Saccharomycetes; Saccharomycetales; Saccharomycetaceae. Bases 1 to 882 code for a protein of 293 amino acids. The transcript has a single exon. Gene Ontology annotation, molecular function: voltage-gated monoatomic anion channel activity. Gene Ontology annotation, cellular component: mitochondrial outer membrane. Gene Ontology annotation, biological process: monoatomic anion transmembrane transport.